AUGGUGCAGCCAGGGCACUCUAAGUAUGCUGACAGCUCAGUGGCAGGGGAACCUGGGAACCAACGAGGGCACUCCAAGUGUGCUGACAGCUCAGACGCAGUGGAACAUGGGAGGCAACUAGGGCCUUUCAAGUGUGCUGACAGCUUAGGGGCAGUGGCAGGGGAACCUGGGAACCAACGAGGGCACUCCAAGUGUGCGGACAGCUCAGGCGCAGUGGAACAUGGGAGGCAACUAGGGCCUUUCAAGUGUGCUGACAGCUUAGGGGCAGUGGCAGGGGAACCUGGGAACCAACGAGGGCACUCCAAGUGUGCGGACAGCUCAGGCGCAGUGGAACAUGGGAGGCAACUAGGGCCUUUCAAGUGUGCUGACAGCCCAGGGGCGGUGGCACCUGGGAGCUCAUCAUCAUGUAUGAUGAUCAAUUCUUUGAAUGGCUGUAUACUCUUAUCCCAAUAUCUGAUGGUAAAACAGCAGGCAUCUUUACAAUAG
Liolophura sinensis is the source of this 486-nucleotide messenger RNA. RefSeq lists its product as uncharacterized. Lineage: Eukaryota; Metazoa; Mollusca; Polyplacophora; Chitonida; Chitonidae. The record is from RefSeq and is a predicted model, not a curated record. Bases 1 to 486 code for a protein of 161 amino acids. The transcript has a single exon.